This is a messenger RNA of Girardinichthys multiradiatus, 1181 nucleotides long. RefSeq names its product aminoacyl tRNA synthetase complex interacting multifunctional protein 1a (gene aimp1a). Lineage: Eukaryota; Metazoa; Chordata; Actinopteri; Cyprinodontiformes; Goodeidae. Bases 103 to 1056 code for a protein of 317 amino acids. Gene Ontology annotation, molecular function: tRNA binding. The transcript is spliced from 7 exons. The record is from RefSeq and is a predicted model, not a curated record.
UUCCGGGGCUUCCUGCGCGCUGCCUGUCUGUAAGUAAGUAAGUAAGAAGCUAGCUGUGCAGCACCUCCUGCCCUGCUGUCCUUAAAACGAUUGCUGUGGUAUAUGUUUUUAGCUCGCUCUCUGAUCAAGAUGUCGAGUCCCAAUCCGUUGUUGAGGCUGGAGCAGCGAGCAGCUGAGGCCGACCAGAUCAUCGAUUACCUGAAACAGCAGGUCCAGCUGCUGAAGGAGAAAGCCUCUGUCCAGGCCAGUGUGAGAGAGGAGAAGAGACUCGCUGUGGAGAACGCGAAGUUGAAGAACGACAUUGAGGAACUGAGAAAACAGCUGCUGGCGAAAGAAAAAAGUAAAGGAGUGCGGGACGUUCCGAUGCCGUCUGGUGACACCGGUGCGGAUGUCUGUUUGAAGCCCACUCCUCCCAAAUCUUCAGAUGCGCCACCCUCUGUUUCCCCUCCUGCUGCUGCACAGAGCCCCCCUCCUAAAGAUGAGCCCAAAAAGAAGAAGCCAGAGAAAAAAGGAGGUGAGAAAGCAGAGAAGAAGCAAGCAGCACCAAGCCAGGAGGACGCCAAGGUGGACGUGUCUCGUCUGGACCUGCGUGUUGGUUGUAUAAUCACAGCUGAGAAGCAUCCAGACGCUGACAGUCUGUACGUGGAGCAGGUUGAUGUGGGCGAGGCUGCACCAAGGACUGUGGUCAGUGGACUGGUCAAGCACAUACCUCUGGAACAGAUGCAGAACCGGAUGGCGGUCCUGCUGUGUAACCUCAAACCAGCCAAGAUGAGAGGCGUGGUGUCCCAGGCCAUGGUCAUGUGUGCCAGCUCGCCAGACAAAGUGGAAAUCUUGGAUCCUCCAAGCGGAUCUGUCCCCGGGGACAGAGUUGGUGUCCAAGGCUUUCCAGGUGAACCAGACAAGGAGCUGAACCCUAAAAAGAAAGUGUGGGAGCAGGUUCAGCCCGACCUGCGCACCGAUGACCGUUGUGUCGCAACCUACAAGGGAGCCGCCUUUGAAGUGGCUGGGAAGGGAGUGUGUAAAGCCCAAACCAUGAGCAACAGCGGAAUCAAAUGAAAUACCAGAGCUGCUUGGAAUAGCUCGGUGUUUACUCGCUGCUCGUCUCCACUGAUGACCGCAGAUGUUGAUGAAUGAGAGGAAAUGCCUUUAAGAUGUUUAAUAAAGUAUUUGGAUUAGCUGUG